Molecule: messenger RNA, 847 nt
Organism: Coniophora puteana RWD-64-598 SS2
Lineage: Eukaryota; Fungi; Basidiomycota; Agaricomycetes; Boletales; Coniophoraceae
Product: ribonuclease H-like protein
Exons: 9
Coding region: 30-755 (241 amino acids)
Cellular component (GO): mitochondrion
Molecular function (GO): nucleic acid binding; 3'-5'-RNA exonuclease activity
Source: RefSeq, a predicted model, not a curated record
GCUUUCUCUCUUUGUCGCCUUCCCUUCAAAUGAACCGUCUGGCCCGUCGCAUUGCCUCCUGUUCAAGAGCCACCUCACAACCCUUGCUAACCAUUACGACAAGAUCCUCAAGUCGUAUUGCAAGGCUCACCAGAAACCCGUACGUGCCCGGACGAAAGAUCACGCAAAUGUCUGUCGAUACCUGGACCCCAAAGCCACUGGAUUACAAUGCAGGUCCUAUGGUCUGGAUUGACUGUGAGAUGACGGGCUUGAAUCCUCCCAAGGAUAAGAUACUGGAGAUAGCAGUCAUCAUCACGAAUGGGCAACUGCAGCCAGUUGACGAGGGGAUCAGGUACGCUGUUAGGACGGACAAGAAGGUGCUUGAUGGUAUGGACGAAUGGUGCACCAACCAACACGGCAAGUCUGGGCUGACGGCGGAGUGUCUUACCGCCCCACAUACACUGAGCGAAGUCGAAAAAAUGGUACUGGCGUACAUCAAGAAAUGGGUCCCGCAACAGCGGACGGCUUUGCUCGCUGGAAACUCGGUACACGCGGACCGGUCGUUCAUGGUACACGAGAUGCCAAAGGUCAUCGAUUGGCUGCAUUAUCGCAUUGUUGAUGUCUCCUCUGUGAAGGAACUUGCUCGUCGAUGGUAUCCCGAUAAUCCUGUGCCAAAAGAACUUUUCGGCGGAAAUCAUAGAGCUCUGGAUGACAUUCAAGGAUCUAUCAUAGAACUACAGUGGUAUCGAGACAAUAUUUUCAAGCCAGCUAAAUGAUGCUAGUAGUCUCUGUCGUUGUAUCUGGCCCUGGCGAGCAUAGGGGCUUUGACAAUUUAUUGACUUAUUCCUCGUCAUUUCAUUAUAAUAAC